This is a messenger RNA of Nicotiana tabacum (common tobacco), 1135 nucleotides long. RefSeq names its product outer envelope pore protein 24B, chloroplastic-like. The record is from RefSeq and is a predicted model, not a curated record. Gene Ontology annotation, biological process: regulation of monoatomic ion transmembrane transport. Lineage: Eukaryota; Viridiplantae; Streptophyta; Magnoliopsida; Solanales; Solanaceae. Gene Ontology annotation, molecular function: voltage-gated monoatomic cation channel activity.
GCAAAAGUGAAAGUUGUAUGACCUUCUAUAUUCUAUCUUUAUCCCGCUCGCGAACAAUUAAAAAACAUUUACGGCAAAAAUGAUGAAGGCAUCAGUGAAAGCUAAAUAUGAGACGGACAAAGCCGCCGCUACCGGCGCGGCAACUAUAGCCUUCAACGCCGGCGAUUUUAAGCUCCGUGCUUCUAUGACCGAUGCUACCGUAGUCAACGGUCCAAGCUUAAACGGCUUAGCUCUCGCUGUUGAAAAACCUGGUUCAUUCAUCUUCGACUACAACGUCCCCAAAAAGGACUUUAGGUUUCAAUUUAUGAACUCAAUUAGGGUAUUGGAGAAGCCAUUGAAUUUGAAUUACAUUCACUUUAGAGGAGAUAACCGGACAAUACUGGAUGGGACAUUGGUGUUUGAUUCAGCGAACAAGGUGUCAGCCAAUCAUGUGCUGGGUUCGAGAGGUUGUAAAUUGAAGUACAGUUAUGUUCAUGGAGGACUCACUACUUUCGAGCCAAGCUAUGAUAUGACAAAGAAUUCUUGGGAUUUUGCAGUGUCGCAUAAAGUUUAUAGGGAUGAUGUGUGUAGGGCUACGUAUCAGACGACGAGUAAGAAUUUGGGGUUUGAAUGGUCGAGGAGCUCCAAGCUAAAUGGAUCAUUUAAGGUUGCUGCAUCUCUCUGUUUGGCUGACGAACUUAAAAUGCCAAAGUUAACUGCUGAGAGUUCGUGGGACUUUGACAUAUGAUUCUUUCUGCAUUUUUGUUCUGCAAUUAUUCUAACAUGAUACUAUUUCCAGCCACCAAUUAUAAUUGGCUACAUAUGAUGGUUUUCAUAUAGUGGUUGUAUUCACUAGUGACCUUCCAUGAUACUAUUUCCAGCCACCAAUUAUAAUUGUAUUCGGCCAGUAUAUUAUACUGCAGAACCUUUUCCCAUUCAAAUUUCAGCACUCUGCUGUUUUGAUGCCUUGAGCUUUCGUCUGAACAUCUCCCAUUUCACCUCCUGUAGCAACCUCAUACAUUUGCUUCGUAUUUCCUUUAUGGAAGGCUGAUUACAUUUGGCGCCUUGCAGUAUUCAACAGGUUAGACAAAUACUUGAAUACCCUGUCAAACUAUAAUUCGCCUCCAUUUUUCCAUUUUGUCGAAUUUCUUUCUGG